Molecule: messenger RNA, 4344 nt
Organism: Monodelphis domestica (gray short-tailed opossum)
Lineage: Eukaryota; Metazoa; Chordata; Mammalia; Didelphimorphia; Didelphidae
Biological process (GO): regulation of transcription by RNA polymerase II
Cellular component (GO): nucleus
Molecular function (GO): DNA-binding transcription activator activity, RNA polymerase II-specific; RNA polymerase II cis-regulatory region sequence-specific DNA binding
Source: RefSeq, a predicted model, not a curated record
CGAGGCGAGAAGACUCCAUUUCCCAGAAUACCUGCAAUUGGCUUCACGCAGUCUUGGCCCCGCCCCCUAUGGCAGGCCCAGGGCAUGCUGGGAAUACGGUGCGCAAGCGCAGUUUCCUAGCAGGAGCCGGGUGAGUGGGAAGGGGAGUCAGUGCGCAAGCGCAUCCAGGCUUCUAGGGCGGCUCCACAGUCCUACCUUUCUGCGUUGCCCAAGGCUGGUCCCUACGUGGCUUGUCGGGCGUAUGGACGUGUGCGUGGUCGUGUUUGUGCGUGAAGAGGAGGGCCUGGGGAUGUCCGAGAGUGUGUGACGGGAGGAGGCCGCAGCCCCAAAAUUCACUCUUGUUAGCGCCCCCGGGACGUGAAGGAAACGUGAAAUUGGCAAAGUUGUCCCGCUCGUGGGGUCUUGCAGGGGCCAUCCUGCCCCCGCCCCCAGCGGAGUUCAGGGCAGGGCAAGGGUCACCCCGAGAACACCUCCCCCGUCGCCCUGCACCCAGAGAGCUCCCUUCACCUCCUGCCCUGGCAUCCCUUCCCCCACUUCUGCACCCCUCCCCCCUCCAUAUCCUGGGGAUCCAGUGACAUGGCCUCCCUGCUGUUCCUCUUUUGAGACGUCUGCCUCUGCAUUUUCCCAGGCUCCCCCGCCCUCCUCCCCAAUUCUUGACAGCGUUCUCUCCUCUAGUCUCUGCUUCCUGUUUUCACUGAUCUUCCAGAAGCUUUCCUGGGGCCUCCCCGGCAUUUUCCUACAAUUUACAUAUUUUGUGGGUAGGAAACUGACAUUGAUUAGGGACCUACUACGUGCCAGGCACAUGCGCUGUACAAAUAUCCUCAGCAGAGCCUAACAAUAAGUUAGGCCACCCUUUUAGAGUAGAGAAAACAGGCAGGCUCUGGAAGUGUCUAAGGCCACAUUCGAACUCCAGACCCAGCACUAUCCACUCCGCCUGCUGCUUCUGGGUACAGAUAUAGUUCAGCUGACUGAUCCACUCUGCUCCUGUGCCUGGAUGAUGUGUGUCAAUCCAUGCCCUACAACCCCAUACUUCAACCCACCAAGAUCCCUUUUCCUUCUGGAAACCAUCCCUGCGCAUGCAAGUCCCAGGCCAGCUUCCCACCUCAGAAGAGAAGACAAAGACAAAGUCUCCCUGCUCUGUGAUCCUCUUCCCCCCUCAACUCAGACUGUGGAGGACCAGUGCCUGGAACCAGAGAGAAUGGCCCCUGGGACCCCAAGGUUCUUAGCCCUGAACAUACAGUACAUGCAUGCCAGCUUCUCAAAAAUUCUCCAGGAACGGGUGACGUUCCAGGAUGUGGCUGUGGAUUUCACCGAGGAGGAGUGGCGCCUGUUGGGCCAUUCUCAGAAAGAGCUGUACAAGGAGGUCAUGUUGGAGAAUGUGCAGAAUCUACUCUCUGUGGGGCUUCCAGUGGCCAGAGAAGAUAUGAUCUAUUUUCAGGAAGGGGAAACACCAUGGAUUUUGGAGCAAAAAGGCCCAAGGAACUCUCAUCCAGUUGCAGUGACUAGCUUUGAAAUGAAUGAGACCACUACAAACCUGAACAUUUCCAUGGAAGACUCUUGCCAGCCUACAUCUAUGAGUGAUGGUCCCUAUGACUUCAUUUUGAGAGAAAUCUGUGACUCCGAUAAAAAUCCAAGAAAUCCCUGUCAGUUUAAUGAAAUGGAAAAAAACUUGACACAAUAUUCAGCCUUAAAUCAUUGUAAGAAAAUUACCUCAAGGAAUGACUGUUCUCAGUACAGUAAAUACAGAGAAUGCUUUACUGAACAGGUAGAGCUUAUUCAGUCCCAUGAGAAUCCUCCAGAAUUACAAGAAUAUCAAGAUAAUCAAUGGGAAAUGACCUUCAGCUUGAAUUCUGACCUCAAUCGACCUCAGAAAAGUUUUCCUGGAAAAAAGCUUUCCAUAUGUAAUGAAGGCAAAAAGACCUUCAGCCAGGACUCUAAGAUCAUUAGACAUCAGAAAUUUCGCACUCAAAAGAAACCUUGUGAGUGUAAUGAAGGUGCAGCAACUGUAAACCAUUAUUCAACUCUUCCUUACCAUCCUAAAUUUCCUCCUGGAAUGAAAAUAUAUGCCUGUACUCAGUGUGGGAAGACCUUUCAUUGGAACUCAGAUCUUGUGAGACAUCAGAAGAUUCAUGCUGAAGAUAAACCUUAUAAAUGUAAUGAAUGUGGGAAGUCUUUCUGCUACAGAUCACUUCUUAUUGGCCAUCAGAGAAUACACACUGGGGAGAAACCUUAUGAAUGUAAUGAAUGUGGCAAGGCCUUCUGCUACAGAUCACUCCUUGUUGGCCACCAGAGAAUUCACACUGGAGAGAAACCUUACAAAUGUAGUCAGUGUGGAAAAGCUUUCCAAAGCAGCUCCCGUCUUACUUCCCAUCAGAGAAUCCACACUGGAGAGAAGCCUUAUGAAUGUAAUCAGUGUGGCAAAGCUUUCACACAGAGCUCACAUCUUGUUACCCAUCAGAGAAUCCACACUGGAGAGAAACCUUAUGAAUGUAAUCAGUGUGGAAAGGCUUUCAGAUUCCGCUCUGGUCUUGCUUCCCAUCAGAGAAUCCACACUGGAGAAAAACCUUAUGAAUGUAAUCAAUGUGGCAAAGCUUUCCAAAGUAGCUCCCGUCUUGCUUGCCAUCAGAGAAUCCAUACUGGAGAGAAACCGUAUGAAUGUAAUCAGUGUGGAAAGGCUUUCACCCAGAGCUCCCAUCUUGGUAUACAUCAGAGAAUCCACACUGGAGAGAAACCUUAUGAAUGUAAUCAGUGUGGAAAGGCUUUCAGAUUCCGCUCUGGUCUUGCAACACAUCAAAGAAUCCACACUGGGGAGAAACCUUAUGAAUGUAAUCAAUGUGGAAAGGCUUUCCAGUGUAGUUCCAGUCUUGCAAAACAUCAGAGAAUCCACACUGGAGAGAGACCUUAUGAAUGUAAUCAGUGUGGAAAAGCUUUCAGAUGCAGCUCCAGUCUUGCUGCACAUCAGAGAAUCCACACUGUAGAGAAACCUUAUGAAUGUAGCCAAUGUGGAAAGGCUUUCAUAAAGAGCUCCAGUCUUGCUAUUCAUCAGAGAAUCCACACUGGAGAGAAACCUUAUAAAUGUAAUCAAUGUGGAAAAUCUUUUCAAUAUCACUCACAUCUUGUUGUCCAUCUGAGAAUCCAUACUGGAGAGAAACCUUAUGAAUGUAAUCAAUGUGGAAAAGCUUUCCAAAGCAGUUCCAGCCUUGCUACACAUCAGAGAAUUCACACUGGAGAGAGACCUUAUGAAUGUAAUCAUUGUGGAAAGGCUUUUCAGUGUAACUCCAAUCUUGCUGCCCAUCAGAGAAUCCACACUGGAGAGAAACCUUAUGAAUGUAAACAGUGUGGAAAAGCUUUCAGAUAUCUCUCCGGUCUUGCUGUGCAUCAGAGGAUCCACAUUGGAGAGAAACCUUCUUAAUGUAAACAGUGUGGAAAGGUUUUUGUACAGAACUCCAACCUUGCUUAGCAUCAGAGAAUCCAUCUUGGGGGCAGCUGGGUGGCUCAGUGGAUUGAGAGUCAAGCCUAGGGACAGGAGGUCCUAGGUUCAAAUUUGACCUUGGACACAACCUAGCUGGGCAAGUCACUUAACCCCCAUUGCCUAGCCCUUACCACUCUUCUGCCUUAGAACCAAUAUGUAGUAUUGAUUCUAAGAUAGAAGGUAAGGGUUUAAAAAAAAACCAACCUUGAUGAAAUACUAUAAGAAUAUAAUCAGUGAAUUCAUAUUGAAUUUAGAAUAAUCAGAGAAUUCAUACUAGAUUGAAAUCCCUUUAAGGAAGGGGUUAUAAACACUUAGAUGGAGCAUUUAACUUGUUCAACAUCGGGAAAAUUAUUCUGAGAAGAAGCUCUAUAUGAACUCAAAUGUUGGAAGGCCAGAGAUCACCCCUUAUUUUACAAUGGUUAGUUGAAAAUGGAGAGAUGACUUAUGAAUGUUCCUCAAAGGAGCCCAGCACUUCUGUGGAAGAGGGAGAUCAGAAAACAAUAGACUAUUCAUAGUGGAACAAAGGCAUCUAAAGCAAUAUUUGUGGCAAAGGUUUCACCUAGAGCUCAGACUUGACUGUACAUUGGAAAAUCCAUUCUCGAUAUAAAACCAAUGAAUAUAAAUAACGAGGCAAGGUCUUCUUGAAGCUGCACAGACUUCCCAAUGUAAGAGACCUUGUUAGACAUCCCAGAUUUCAUACGGUGCCUAAAGUCCUAUAAACAUACUGACUUUUUCUCUGAAAUCCUAAUGUUUGUCAUUAUUCCUCAAUAUUUCCUAAUGUAACUUCUUCAGACAUUCCUCAGCUGGUACUCACUUUGUUUCCCAUUUGUCAGUUCAAAAGUCCUUGUAUAAACAUUUUGGUAACUAUUGCA